Zerene cesonia (dogface butterfly) is the source of this 390-nucleotide messenger RNA. RefSeq lists its product as uncharacterized. The coding region runs from base 79 to 390 and encodes 103 amino acids. The record is from RefSeq and is a predicted model, not a curated record. Lineage: Eukaryota; Metazoa; Arthropoda; Insecta; Lepidoptera; Pieridae. The transcript has 4 exons.
CGCACCGCGGCGCGGCAGUCGGCGAAGCAACGCGAUGCAUCUGUUUACUAAACAAAUUAACUAAGUUUAACAAAUGUGAUGAUUCCUCUGAGGGACUUGAGAGACGGUUACGAAGAUCUCGACGGUGAAGAUGAACAAGGAUGGGGUUGCCGUAUAAGAUGGAAUGAUAUAAAAAGAAUGAUCACCCCGCCAAUCUGGUGGCGCCAUGUUCAGAAUUACCUGCGACUUUCCGUGCCUUUGGAUGAGGACGAGGCCACGACGUCCGGGAUAACAGACGGCGCGGCGGACGAACAGAACCGGGUGAUCUUCAUCAACCGCGUGCAGCCGCAGAAGUUUGUCAGCAACAGGAUAUCCACCGCCAAAUAUAGGUGUAUGUUACCAGAUGCCUGA